This is a messenger RNA of Annulohypoxylon truncatum, 2460 nucleotides long. RefSeq names its product DUF1793-domain-containing protein. Lineage: Eukaryota; Fungi; Ascomycota; Sordariomycetes; Xylariales; Hypoxylaceae. Gene Ontology annotation, biological process: carbohydrate metabolic process. Bases 1 to 2460 code for a protein of 819 amino acids. The record is from RefSeq and is a predicted model, not a curated record. The transcript has 2 exons.
AUGUGUAUCAUCGGCAAGUUGGUAUUAGGUGCCUCUUUGCUCCUUAGUACCAUCCUGCCUAGCGUUGUGGCUCAGGUCCCUCCAUUCACCAAUUUUACAGUCUAUCCAAAUGAGGCCGAAGCCUCACAUGUUCCAAAGUACUCCCCCCUCAGACCACCAGCCAUCCCACUGGCUGUUAGAAGCCCAUACACUAGUGUUUGGUCUUCCACCGCUGGACAUGGGACACUGAACAGCCAAAAUCCCAUCUUUUGGUACGGUCAGGGGCUAGGAUGGGAAGGAAUCGUCGUGGUCGACGGCAACUCCUUUGAGUACAUGGGCACCGUCAUCAACGACUUUCCGGAGCUGUCAUACUUCAACACUACGGUUCCCCUUGAGGUCAGAUUUGAUUCUCAAUUUUCAAACUUCACAUUCCUUGCUGGGCCAGUGGUUGUCACGGCAAGCUUCUUCUCGCCGGUUAUACCUAAGGACAUCUGUCGGAGUUCCAUACCGCUUAGCUAUCUCACAACUACUGUCCAAUCAAACGACGGCAAGCCGCACCAUGUUCAGUUCUACUCCGAUGUUAACGCCCAGUGGAUAGGCCUAGGAAAUGAAUUCGAUAUCAUAAAGGAAUUCCAUACUGGCCCGGUAAAUGGGAAUGGGACAGGAAAUACCACCGACUCGCCAAGUAGCUGGAUAUUACGCCCGAGAUUUCCUUCACUGUUUGCCGAGGCCAACCAAAUCCCGCGGUGGGGAAAUAUGUCGUUCACCACGAGUUCUAUGGGUGCUUCAAAUUUCACAUACCAAAGCGGGUCCGCAACGAGCGUUCGAUUUGGGUUCGUUAACAAUCGCCAGCUCACUAAUGAUGCCGGGUCAGCAACGCGAGGUUUUGGAAACCAGGAACCUGUCUAUGCCUUUGCGCAUGAUAUGGGAGAUGUGAUAGAGACCUCUGUUCGCUACACUAUUGGCUCAAUUCAAUCUCCUUCUGUGAGAUACCUUCACAAGGGAGGGCUGUCAAAUUUAGCUCCUUGGUGGGAAAAGUGUUAUGGGGAUAUGCAUGAGACGAUUCGUUUCCACUGGAACGACUUCGAUACAGCCGCUGCACUUGGACACGAGUUCGAGAAGAAACUGAGGGCUGAUUUUGACUCUAACUCAGCGUAUGGAUACCUCGAACCUGGUAACGCAACCGGACUUGCCGUUCCCUUCAUUUCGGAGGCAGAAUCGUAUUACGCAAUAGUAGCAUUAUCAGCGCGGCAGGUAAUGGGAGCCUACGUUUUCGCAGUUCCUCCCACUUCUACCGACAGUUCGGAUUCAUCAGUAGAGCCGCUUAUGUUCCAAAAAGAAAUAUCCAGCAACGGCAACAUCAACACCGUCGACGUGCUCUACCCCGCCUCCCCCUUUUUCCUGUACGCCAACCCGACGCUGCUCAAAUACAUCAUGCAGCCGCUGCUCGAGCUGCAAGAAGGCGACUUCUACCCGAACACGUACUCGACGCACGACAUCGGCGCGCACUUCCCGCUGGCGACGGGCCACGUCGAGGGCACGGACGAGUACAUGCCGGUGGAGAACAGCGGCAACUUCAUCCUGAUGGCGUACGCGUACUACAAGUUCACGGGGGACGCGCGCUGGCUGACCCAGCACUACGACCUGCUGUCGCGCUUCGCGCAGUACCUGCUCGACUACUCGCUCGUGCCCGCCGCCCAGCUCAGCACCGACGACUUCGCCGGCGAGCUCGCCAACCAGACCAACCUCGCCGUCAAGGGCAUCGUCGGGCUGCAGGCCAUGUCGGCCAUCGCGCGCGUCGUCGGCAGCAGCGACGCCUCUCUCUUCUCCGAGCGCGCCGCUUCGUAUUACGAGCAGUGGGAGGACCUCGCGAUCGACCCGUCGGGCCGCCACACGCUCCUCGCGUACCAAUGGCGCUCAAGCUGGGGCCUUUUGUACAACAUCUACUUCGACAAGCUGCUAAACAUGGGGCUCGUCAAACCCCACGUCUACGAGAUGCAGAGCCGCUGGUACGCGAGCGUGUCCCAGGUCUUCGGCGUGCCCCUCGACAACAGACACCACUACACCAAGAGCGACUGGGAGAUCUGGACGGCGGCGACGUGUGGCGCGGGGACAAGGCGGCUGCUUGUAGAUGCCGUGGCUUACUGGCUCAAUGAGACUAGUACUAACUUGCCCUUCGCGGACUUGUAUGAGACCGUUGGUCAGGGCGAUUACCCGCUGCAAAUUGACCACUUCAGCGCGCGGCCCGUCGUCGGCGGACAUUUCGCGCUCUUGGCGCUGGCGAAGACGGGGCAGAUGGCUGGUGCCACCGGCGGCGAUACGACGGGGAGUUUGUUUGAGAGGAAUGGGACGGAUCCACUGCCGCGCCCGGAUACGCCGAGUGUGCCCCCCACGUACGCGGGACCGGCGUUUAAGACGAGGGCUGUGAGGAAGAAGGAUGAGAGGAAGGAUGUUUCGUGGCUUGGAAAGGGCGGGCGAUGA